AUGCUAAAAAACGGUGUUUUCUUUUUUGUUGAUCGCUGUCGUCUUUUCUCUUUCGUCAUCGAGGAAGAGUUUCAUACGAGAUUAGGAAUUGCUAAUUGGGAAUUGCGUUUCUCCAACCUCGAACCUCCACUCUCUGGAGAUAUCAUUGAGGCGCUUAGUCAAUCUAAUUUCGGGUUCAGCACUCCGGUUCAAGCCGCCACGAUUCCUUUACUAUGCCGUUACAAGGAUAUCGCCGUCGACGCUGCCACUGGCUCUGGAAAAACACUAGCUUUCGUCCUCCCACUCGUUGAAAUCCUCCGUACAUCCACCUCCUACCCUCCGAAGCCUCACCAGGUCAUGGGGGUGAUUAUAUCGCCAACAAGAGAGCUAUCAACGCAGGCCAAGAGGUGAGAGCUGACGUGAAGAUUAUCGAAGAAGAAGGCUGCAAUCUCUUGAUUGGUACACCUGGAAGGUUUUCAGAUAUAAUGGAACGACCGGAGAUUGUUGAAUUUCGAAAUUGAUAUGCCCAAAUUUAUCCUAGAGCUACUCUCUCAAAUUAAGAGGUCACCCUUAAUACUUAGGAGUUGUAUUCCACAUAGAUUCAAAAUCAAACACAAUAAAUUAUAAAGUUUUGUUA
Camelina sativa (false flax) is the source of this 616-nucleotide messenger RNA. Lineage: Eukaryota; Viridiplantae; Streptophyta; Magnoliopsida; Brassicales; Brassicaceae. The record is from RefSeq and is a predicted model, not a curated record.